Molecule: messenger RNA, 501 nt
Organism: Symbiodinium pilosum
Lineage: Eukaryota; Dinophyceae; Suessiales; Symbiodiniaceae
Source: the annotation of a GenBank genome assembly
AUGGCAGCUGCGGCAUGGGGAAACACUUUCAGUGACGUUAUUGGGCUGUGGAUCUCUGGCUUCAUUGAGACCUUUGUGGGCAAGACUGGUGUGCCGCACCAUAACUUGACCAGCGGGCAGAUGCCGGAGCCUUGGGGAGCAGCGAUAAGCGAGCAGCAGCUUCAUUGCGAAAUCGUUGUAGGGGUAGUCUAUGCGCUCUCAGAGGGGUUAUGCGGCUAUUGCUCCGAGAAAGGUGUGACAUGCUUCGGUUUCACAAGACCCUGCAUCCCCCAGGGAGCUGCUCCUCGUCCGCAUCGUCAAGAACUCGUCCAUGAUUGCUGGCGCCAGUGGCUGCACAAGAGCUGUAUUGUGGCUGCCGAUUGUGCAUGUGUUGGGAGGACUAUUUUCUGGAUUCAAUUUAUACCACCUUGGUUGGGCUGUGUAUUGGCAUCGCUUCCUUUACCUUCCUUUGCCAAGUGCACAGACUGCACGGGGAUGGAUCCCACAGGUAGACUUAGAUGA